ACCUUAUGUUAGGUGGCGAAAUCUGAAUUACAAGUUAGAAAGAGAGAUAAAACAAUGUUAAAAAAAUGGAAUAUGACGUAAUUAUCAAAUAAGAAUUUUCUGCAUUGGUAAUUUGGAUCUAAAUACUUUUUCAUCAACUCGGUGACGCGAACACGUACAGUAAACAGUUCCAGUUUUAAAAGUCACUGGCGUUUGAACCACUGACAUCCGCUUAACCAGUCAUAUGACCAGCCUUCCGCUGUCAUCUGUGUUGUGCAGCACCACUUAGCAAAGCUACCGGACAAGACCUUUCUUCCUUUCUCAACUCGCCGUGCAUUUAUCCAGCAAUGGCAACAAUAAUGGCAAACAGGGCGAUGGACAACGGCUUGGCAGCAGGAGCGAGGACGCACACUCAGGCUGUGACAAGAAAUUACAUCUCUCAACCAAGGCUAACUUAUUCUACAGUGUCAGGAGUAAAUGGGCCCCUGGUUAUUCUGGAUAAUGUCAAGUUCCCCAGGUAUGCUGAAAUUGUUCAUCUGACCUUGCCUGAUGGCACAAAAAGGAGUGGGCAAGUCCUGGAGGUGAUUGGUAGCAAGGCAGUUGUUCAGGUGUUUGAAGGGACAUCAGGCAUUGAUGCCAAGAAGACAGCCUGCGAGUUUACUGGGGAUAUUCUUCGUACACCAGUUUCAGAGGAUAUGCUUGGGCGAGUGUUCAAUGGCUCAGGGAAAGCUAUUGACCGUGGACCCAGUGUUCUUGCUGAAGACUAUUUGGACAUUAUGGGUCAGCCAAUCAAUCCACAGUGCCGCAUCUACCCAGAGGAAAUGAUCCAGACUGGCAUCUCUGCUAUUGAUGGCAUGAACAGUAUUGCCAGAGGACAGAAGAUCCCCAUUUUCUCUGCUGCUGGGUUGCCCCACAAUGAAAUUGCAGCCCAGAUUUGCAGACAAGCCGGUUUGGUGCAGAAGUCCAAAGAUGUAAUCGACUACAGCUCGGAAAACUUCGCCAUUGUGUUUGCUGCCAUGGGGGUCAACAUGGAAACUGCUCGUUUCUUCAAGUCUGAUUUUGAAGAAAAUGGCUCGAUGGAUAAUGUUUGCCUUUUCUUGAACUUGGCCAAUGAUCCCACGAUUGAACGUAUCAUUACGCCUCGCCUGGCUUUGACUACAGCAGAAUAUCUGGCCUACCAGUGUGAGAAGCACGUCCUGGUCAUUCUCACUGAUAUGAGCUCCUACGCUGAGGCUCUGAGAGAGGUGUCUGCUGCCAGAGAAGAGGUGCCUGGGCGUCGAGGCUUUCCUGGUUACAUGUACACUGACUUGGCCACCAUCUAUGAGCGCGCUGGCAGAGUCGAGGGCAGGAAUGGUUCAAUCACCCAGAUCCCCAUCCUCACAAUGCCUAAUGAUGACAUCACCCAUCCAAUUCCUGAUCUGACGGGAUACAUUACUGAGGGUCAGGUGUACGUGGACAGGCAGCUGCACAACCGUCAGAUUUACCCACCCAUCAAUGUUUUGCCCUCUCUGUCCCGUCUGAUGAAGUCUGCUAUUGGAGAGGGUAUGACUAGGAAGGACCACGCUGAUGUCUCAAACCAACUGUAUGCCUGCUAUGCUAUUGGCAAGGAUGUUCAGGCCAUGAAGGCUGUUGUGGGAGAAGAAGCCCUCACUUCUGAUGAUCUUCUGUACCUUGAGUUCCUACAGAAAUUUGAAAAGAACUUUAUUGCCCAGGGCCCAUAUGACAAUAGGACCGUGUAUGAAACUUUGGACAUCGGCUGGCAGCUGCUCCGAAUCUUCCCUAAGGAAAUGCUCAAGAGGAUUCCUCAGAGCACAUUAGCUGAGUUUUAUCCCAGGGAGUCUGCUGCUCGUCACUGAGGCACCAAUAGGAUUUGGUGGUUCUUUGCCCUCUCAUCUUAAAACCAUCCUCCUCUCUUUAUCAUGCCAGCAGUCUCAGCGCUUUAGCUUAUGGCAUGGAGGUGAAUAUUGUUGUGCAUUCCUGAUCCCAAAGCGUACAUCCUUUCCCCCAAUCUCACCUCCAAUGGAAUCCAUGUACCUAAAAUACUCUUCUGUUGCGCCAUGAGAUCAGUUGUAAUUUGUUGUUGUACUGUAGUGUAGCGCUGUCCAAAACAUGUGGUGUGUAUACAAAGUAUCCGUGGUUGUAUUGUGCUGUACUGCAAAGAAAUGUGAUCAUAUCUUAUAAGUCAGGCCCUUUUUACGUUAGUGCUGGAAACUAAAUUCUGUCAAACAUCACAACAAAGCAUUUCUAAGUGAAGAAAGUUCCAUAUGUGGUAUAAACUGAAAUAGUAUGCUUGUGUUCAGCGUUAAAUCAUCACUGAAAUGAACACUCAAACCCACACUCUGAACAAUGUUCACGUAAGGCAGGUGGUGGUCAUGCUGUACUUCACUUUUUUUGGUCCCACGUAUGAACUAUAUCACAGAUGCUUACAUUAUUUGUGCUUCUUGUCUCAUGAAUAUAUUGAACAUUCCCAUUUAUCCAGCUUGUUAUUCAAUCAUAGUUUCUUGAUUUUGUGAAUAGAAAUAAAUUAAAUUAUGAGUAUAGUUUAUUUUUACCAUGCUUUACUAAUCUGUGGAACUUUGCUUAGCAUCUUCAUGCCAUUAGUACCUUAAUCUUCCAGUGACAGCUAAUAAGCUCCAUGUAAAAUGAAUGAAAGCCAAACUUCGAUGUGUUAUAGUAUUUGAGUUGUUUGCUUGCGUGUGACAAAGUGAACUUUGAACUGCUGAUUGACAGUUUGAUCAUGACUUCCACUUCCUGUUACAAAUCAUUAAAGACACCAUGGCUUCCGACGA
Molecule: messenger RNA, 2768 nt
Organism: Syngnathoides biaculeatus (alligator pipefish)
Lineage: Eukaryota; Metazoa; Chordata; Actinopteri; Syngnathiformes; Syngnathidae
Gene: atp6v1b2a
Product: ATPase, H+ transporting, lysosomal, V1 subunit B, member a
Exons: 14
Coding region: 327-1835 (502 amino acids)
Biological process (GO): ATP metabolic process; proton transmembrane transport
Cellular component (GO): proton-transporting V-type ATPase, V1 domain
Molecular function (GO): proton-transporting ATPase activity, rotational mechanism; ATP binding
Source: RefSeq, a predicted model, not a curated record